CACGGAUGCUGAUCUGCUUCUGACAAUUCUCUGGGAGUGCAAACACGCGCACAGUCAGCCUGCAAUGGAUGUUCUCUCCUGCCGCACGUGUCAAAACUACUUCCAGAAGCCGAAGCACGACUUCUGCUUUCGGCGCCUCACCAAGUCCCUGGUGGAAGAAAUAAGCAGAGAUCCUCUUCCAUUAAAUGACGGAAACAUCCCAGACCGCAGGAGCCUGCAGCCAUUUAUUCUACCGAAGCAGAAAGCCGUGCAUGGGUCAAAGGAGUUCUGGAUUAGCGCGAGAAAGGCGUGCGUGUCUGAAAUGAUAUACGAGGCCCAGAAGGCCAAUAGCGGCAUCCACGUAAAGCGAUCCUCUUCUUUGUACACGGGCUGUGAGAAGUCUGGAGAGCAGAUACAGAGGGAGAGAAGGUGCUCGAUUCCCUCUGACCACAGCGAAGAGAGCACCACUGAGAGCCAGACUGAGAGCGAUGGGAGCAUUAGUACCGAUGGAAGUAAUGAAACUGACAGAAGUGAUGAAAGUACUCCUGUGGUCACAUGCACAAGCACUCCACGCACAGCACAUUCUACUCACUUCUCUUUGGGCGAGAACAUUACAUUAAGGAAUGGAGAAAGCACAGUGUGUGAGAAAGAAAGCAGUGCAGAAGAGAGUGAGUGUGCAUCGCGCUGCUCUGCUGCACCAGGCGCGCAGAGUCCUGGAGAGAGCAGGAGUGGCCUGUAUAGCAGCAGCAAUAGCAUAGGAGAGAUGCACGAUACUAUGAGCAGUGAAAUUACAGACGAGAGCAGUGAAAGCAGCAGUGAUAUGGAUAUACGGCAUAUACUAGAGUCAGAUGAGACAGACAGUGCCGAGGAGUGCACUAGCACAUAUGAUGGCUAGAUCUGCUGACGUUUGUUUAAGUGUACAUUAUAGUAUACUCUGUGUAUUAGUGCUGUAUAGUAUGUGCCGGGCCUUCUCUGAUGUUCUAGUUUCUUCUAUGCAUGCUGUGUGCUAGUUAUUGUACUCACACAUGAUGCAAUUAAGCUAUAUCCUGGUAUAACCCGAAUGUCUGAAGCACCCGGUGUAUAAGACACUGUUCUCUUUCCAUUGUCGUAUAAUUGCCUGCCUUCUACUAUUCCAAACUCUGUGCUUUAUUUUAUAUGUACCUA
This is a messenger RNA of Nematocida parisii ERTm1, 1143 nucleotides long. RefSeq lists its product as uncharacterized. The record is from RefSeq and is a predicted model, not a curated record. Bases 65 to 874 code for a protein of 269 amino acids. The transcript has a single exon. NCBI's taxonomy places the organism in Eukaryota, Fungi, Microsporidia.